Messenger RNA from Lactuca virosa, 384 nucleotides. The record is from the annotation of a GenBank genome assembly. Lineage: Eukaryota; Viridiplantae; Streptophyta; Magnoliopsida; Asterales; Asteraceae.
AUGCAACUUGUAGAAGAACUCACAUCCUUACUUGGAGUCAGUAUAAUCAUCACCAACAUUCGGUUCGCUCUUUCGGGGGUUGCCAUUGGAGCAGGGUGGCAGACCACGGUAGCCUAUAUGAAUUUUGGGUCGUAUUUCUUUUUUGGCAUACCGUUGGGUCUUUUUCUAGGGUUCAUACUCGAUAUGGGUGUCAAGGGAAUAUGGUCUGGAAUGGUUUUGGGAGCAAGCAUGCAAUGUUUCCUCUUGCUUAUGAUGGUUUCUCGAACUAAUUGGAAUGAUGAGGCAAACAUUGCAGGAGAUAGAAUCAUACAUUGGGGUGGUGACAUUCUUAACAAAGACCAUGACGAAGAAAGAUCGAAAGAGCAAUUCAAAAGGCCAUCAUGA